Molecule: messenger RNA, 4738 nt
Organism: Oncorhynchus nerka (sockeye salmon)
Lineage: Eukaryota; Metazoa; Chordata; Actinopteri; Salmoniformes; Salmonidae
Product: glucose 1,6-bisphosphate synthase-like
Exons: 5
Coding region: 829-1176 (115 amino acids)
Biological process (GO): carbohydrate metabolic process
Cellular component (GO): nucleus
Molecular function (GO): intramolecular phosphotransferase activity; glucose-1,6-bisphosphate synthase activity
Source: RefSeq, a predicted model, not a curated record
UUGGUCGUCACUAGUUACCACAGUCACGCUGAUGGCUAAACCCCGACUAUUUCUCAAAUGUAAUAGAUUUUAAAACGAACCUUAAUCACACUGCUAACCUCAUUCCUAACCUUAAUUUAAGACCAAAAAGCUAAGUUUGAUUUCACUAAUUUUUUACGAUAUAGCCAAUGUUGAAUUUGUGGCUGUGGUAACCGAACCCCAGUCUACUAAACAAGGACUAAGUAAGGUAGCGAACUAACUAGUUUAACAUGAAUAAAGACAACUUGAGUGCCAAUAUAGGACAAGUGGGCCAUUAUGUUGCUACGCUGGGUAACUAAUUAUAACUACCUAGUUUACUGUUUUUUUAAGGGUGAUUACCACAGCCAGAUGACCACUGCAGAUAAGAUGGCAUGGGGUCAUCAACAACACCAUCACUCUAGCGAGUCAAGCUUAGGUAGCGUCCUAACGGUUUGUUAGAUAAUACAUUUCUUAUCUUGGCUGAUGAAUAUAUUUUAGAUAGGUAGCUAGCUCUAUCUGUUUCGGUAGCCAAAGCAAACAGACGUCAAGACCGAUAACUAGGGACGUUCUGCCCUGCCUGGCCUAUUGCUAGCCUGCUAGUUUUGUAAACUAACUUUGGUUAACGUUAUCUACGUAGCUAGCUAGCUUGAUGUUUUGCUGCACAAUAUCCUGCUAUGGAGAACUGGACCUAAAUUGCCAAUCAACUGGGGACGUGCGACUUGCCUUGAAGGCUAUUUACCAGUGGAUAAGAAUCGAUGGACCAGAGCUCAGAUAGAGGCCCUAUUGCAGGAUAGGCAAGUGGAGGAGCUGAGGCUUAGGCUGUGCUGCAGGAUGGCAUUUGGGACGGCAGGGCUGAGGGCAGCCAUGGGCGUAGGCUUUGCCCUCAUUAAGGAUAUGACAAUCAUCCAGUCCAAACAGCCAUAUGCUGUGAAGAGGCUGGGUGUUGCAGCGGAUGUGAUGGUCACUGCCUCUCACAACCCUAAAGAGGACAACGGAUGCAAGGAGCUCUCCCUUCGCCUUGCUAAGAGAGAGAGUGCCAAGAUUGUCAUGGCAACUGAUCCUGAUGCAGAUGGUUUGGGUUUUGCAGAGCAAAAGAUUCCAAUUCAGAGCGACACACAGAAGCAUCCAGGGUCAAUGCCCUGCUCAAUGACCGAUCUACCAUCAGGCCAAAAAACAUGAACCCAAACCCUCCAAGAUCCCCCCCCACAGUUCCCCAAUAGCUGUCCUUCAACCAUUCGAGACACAGUCCCCCUCAAGAAUAAAAAAUACAAUGAAUUCCAUUCCCCACCCGCAAGAACCCCCCAAUGCACCAACAACCAAGAGAAUGAACUAAAGAGAAAAAAAUAAAAUAUAGAAGAAAACAGCAAACAACAAUGCAAGAAAAUAAUCAAACAAAAUAAUACAUUUAAAACAAAGGACAUCAAGGACAACUAAAAUCAUAACAGCAAUCCAACUGAAUAUCUUUGUGUGCAUGUCUGGCACUAUUACAUGUAUGUGUGUGUACAUGCAUGUGUUUAUUUGAAUGAGAGUGUGUGUAUAUGCAUGUGCACAAACACCUGCACGGCAUCAGCCUCAGGCAAACCGGCAUUAGUGUCAUUCAAAUGUUAUUUUUAUUAUGUUUUAUUUUUACUUUUAUCUUUGAACAUCAUUCUAUCUCCCACACAGCAACUCCACUCACACUUGUCUCUAUUUUCUCUAUUUCUAGGGUCAAUUUUAGAUCAAUGAUAUGCAUUCCUUAACCUGAGACCAGAAACAGGCUACCUGAGGGCAAUACCAAAAUAAAUGGUCUAUUGAUUCUGUAUCCUCACAACAAAAUCUGCAGAGCUUCGAUGAUUUUAUGCCCCAAAUAUUCAACAUUGUUGGUGGCAAGAAUUCUAUAUUUUAGCUGAAAAGUACGAAGUCUUGAAUCUUGCGUUGUUUUAUACAUCACCUCAAACACCCUGUACCAUGGAAUCGGUACAUCCAAAAUCUCUUCCCAACUAUUUUGCAAUCUGUAUGGCACAGUUGUCAACAUCCUGGUCCUCAAAUGAAACUGGUAUACUUUCCUAUUUAUGCUAAUUUUAUUCCUCCUCCAGUUUUGAUUCUUUAAAUAGGGCAGACAGUUCAGUUCCCUACCUCCUCCCGCUGUCACCUGCCUCCUCCAUUUUUGGGGUAAUGCUAUAAUCAAUUGGUUGUACUCUUGGAUUGAGCAGACCUUCCCAUACAAUUCUGAUAACUCCAUGAAGGACAUAACUCUACCAUUCCAAUUUACAAUAUAAUUUAAGAACAAAAUACCCCUUUCAAACAUAUUUUCCAUAAAUACAGGUAUUUUAUCAAACAGCACAUUUGAGUUCAGCCAUAAUAUUUUUUGUAAUAUUUGUUCUAUCUUUUCAGGGGGAUGAAAUUGAAAUUGUAGCCAGCUCUGCAAUGCUUGUUUGAAAAAGAGAGAUACUUUGAAAAAAGUCUCAUUUUCAAUUAAUCUGCACAAAGGCAAAAAGGUCAUUUUUAAACAAUGGAUGAGCUUUUCUUAGUAAUCUACUUGAGAACCAUUUAGGGUUCAAAUAAAACUUUUCAAUGAGUGAACCUUUUAGAGAGAGGUUUAGUAGUGCUUUUAUAUUUAAUCAUCUCAACCCACCCAAUUCAUAUUCAUUAUAUAGAUAGGCACGUUUUAUUUUGUCUGGUUUAGCGUCCCAGAUAAAGUUAUUAUUUUUUUUGCUCAUAUGAUUUGAAAAACGAAUCAUCAGGAGUAGGCAGCUUUAUCAAAUGCCUUUUCAAAACCCGCUAUAAAUACCAUUCCUGGCUUCUUAUGUUUCAUGAUCUAUUAUUUCUAGUAGUUGUAUAUUAUCUCCAAUGUAUCAUCCAUGUAAAAAAAAACUGUCUGAUCAGGAUGAACAAUACCUGGUAAAAAAACCUUUUAAUUCUAAGUGCUAUGCAUUUCGCUAGUAUUUUUGCAUCACAACAUUGAAGUGUAAGGGGCCUCCAGUUUUUUAGAUAGACCGGGUGUUUAUAUUUGCCAUCUGGGUCUUGUUUUAAUAAUAGAGACAUCAGACCUUCCUGCUCAGUACCUGACAGACUACCAUUUCCAUAGGAGUAGUUAUACUAAAAGCUCCAUUGUUAGAUUGUUUCAUCAAAAAAUACUUGAUAUACCUCUACUGGUAUGCCAUCAAGCCCUGGGGAUUUUCCAGACUGAAAGGAUUUAAUGGCCUCAAAGUUCUUCCUCUGUAAUUUGGCCUUUCCAUUUUUAUAUUAUUUGGAAAUAAUUCCUUACCAUAUUCUUCAUUCAGUGGGAGAGGAUGAGACAGAAAAGAGAACAACAAAUAAUUAGCUUCCUCUUUUAAAAUAACAUUCGGAGAAUCAUUGAUGACUCCGUCUUCAGUAACGAGUUUCUACAAAUAAUUUUUGUUAGCGUUCCUGUUUUUAAGAUUCAGGAAGAAAUUUGUGCAUUUUUCUCCAUAUUCCAUCCAGUUUGCUUUAUUUUUGUAAUAGAUUACAUUAGAUCAUUCUUGAAUAAGUUCCUCAAGUUCUUUUUGUCUUUCCUCUAAUUUAUUUUGUAUCUCUGUAGUAUUGUUUUUAUUGCUAUCUACCUGUACUAUUAGUUCAUGGAUUUCCCUUGUCAGUCUUGUCUCUUGCCAGAAAUGGCUUUUUAAUUAUUGAAUUGAAUUGAAUGAACCCUGGAUGUACAUUUAAAGGUAUCCCAAACAAUAAGGGGAUUUGCUGAACCUAUAUUUUACUGUAAAAAUUCAGUUAUAAAUUAUUUUGUCAUAUUUUUAACUAAGUUGUCCUCCAGUAAACUUUGAUAAAAUUUCCAUUAUCCCCGUCCACAUGGAAAAUAUAUGAGUUAUGUGAAUAUGCCAAUUAGAUGAUGCUCCAAUCACAUUCUGUCUCCUAUUAAAACUUUUUAAACCUUUGAUGAAAGAGAUAAAGUAGUCAAGACGACUAGCUUGAUUAAGUCUCCUCCAUGUAUAUCUCACCAAGUCAGGGUUUUUUAGUCUCCAAAUAUCCACUAUUUCUAAUGUACUUAACACUGUGUUAUAGUCUCCUACCAUAAUGAUUAGAUCAUUUGUUGCCUGUAAGUUCAAUAAAUUGGUAUAAAUAUUUUUGAAGAAGUAUGGAUCAUCCUGAUUUGGACCAUAUAGAUUAAUGAGCCAAAUCUCUUUUUCGUCCACUUUCAUAUUCAAAAGGAUCCACCUUCUUUGUGAAUCAUUCCUGACUAUUUGCACAUUCAAAUCGACAUUUUUUGUUAAUUAAUAUCAUCACACCCUUUGUCCAUGACAGAAAAUUAUUUCACCACCCCAUUCCCUUUUCCACGCAACUUAAUCUAAGGAUGUAGAGUGAGUUUCCUGUAAACAGUGUUAUAUUCCUUUUAUUUUAGCCAUGUAAAGACUGAUCUUUUUUUAAUAAUCUGCUGUACUUAUUAUUUCACCCCUUAUUAUAGCUAGAUACUAUUCUCAGUCUAAAUUGACCAUAAUUAGAGCUUGUAAAGUUACUGCCAUCAGAGAUAUUAUGACGGUCAAAACUAGAGCUUUAAAAUGUCUGAUAUUUAGAUUUUAAAAAAUAGGUUCUAGCAAUAUUUGCUUUAUUCCCUUGCCUGUUUGCCUGUGAGCCAAUGCCACAGAUGUUAGAAAAUUGAGACAAGAUAUGUGUGUAGUAAAUCUGAGUAGGUUGAUGUGUAUGAUUUUGGAUGUGAUAUAGUGAGUGUGUACGAUGUCUGUAUAAGAGUAGGACUAUAAUGUGUGAUGUCCAAAUAAAUAAUAACUGCCAA